AAGCGGACGUUGAGAGGAAUGUGCAUAAUGACACCCACUAAGGGGUUUGUUUAUUAGAUAAAAUAAUUUGUAUAAUGUUACGUAAUUGUUUCGCUUAUUGUGAACAGUAUUUCUAUUAUUGUCUUCACAGUGAAGCCACACCUCCCAGCCACCCACACGCACAUUGACGCAGUGCAUGUCUUUCACAAAGGAAAUCAACAAGUCUGCAAACUCAAACUGCCUCUGAGCCCAUCAUUCACAGACUAAAAUCUAUCAAGAAGAACUUGUUUGACUGAUAUCCCUCGACAAGAUGAUUAAUGAGGAUUGGCUGUGCAGUUCAUUAAAGCUAUGUGAUCUAGUCACCACUUCAGAAUCUGCUCACUCUGAUGACUCUGCGCAGGUAGUAAUUAACAGUGAUUCAUGCCCACAACCUGCUUAUAACCUAUCAUCAAUCCAACACACUCUGGAAACAUACAGUCAUUUGCUGGAUGUAACAUUAGAACAGAACUUAGAGCCCAUUCAACACUUUGCACAGAUGACUGCCAAAACUAUUAUAGAUUCAGCCAUCAGAAUCAGAGACCCAAGAGAAUCCAUCAAGCUGAGAGGGGACGACGUUGAGAUGCUGGCUGAAGAGUUAACUUUACAAGUCUGUUGCAAAGCAUUGGAAGAGAUGGAGAGGCAUCAUUACUCUGAUGAUCCAUUUUCCAAAAGUGUGGAUGAUAAAGAGGGGACUUAUGGAAAUGCAUCGGCCCUGUGCUCCUCAGGGUACAACUGUGACAAAAACACAUCUGAAGUGGAAACAGACAACAAGAUGGAAGAAUAUGAUAGCACAUCUGCCACUGUAUACGCUACUUCAUUGAAAAGCAUGGCUAGUCUGGGCUCUAUUGAGUACCCCGAAGCUCCUCCAAGCACCCCUUUACUUCCAGAGAUGAUCAGGAGUCGAGCCAGUUUCACAAGGAAGCUUAAGGGAGGACUGGCUAAAGAGUUCCUUCCUUCACCCCCUCCUCCGACCCCCAAAGACCACAUGCAACCAUUAAUAGAGAACCAAAUGCCAGACGCGUCUGCUGACUUCAUGGUGAGACUGAUGCGCUCACUUUCACUGGAGUGCUGUCGAAAUGGAGGUCUGGAAGGAAACAAGAAUGGGGAAGUCGAAGAUAGUGGACUCCAAAAUGAUGUUGCCAGGCUAACUGACUAUGCAGCUCAAAUUUCUGCAGAUAUCCUUCAUUUUAUCACCACAAAUGAGAUCAAAGUAAAAGAUGAGGGUUGUGUGCAAAGCAUGUGGGCCAUUGCUGACCAGCUAGCAGGUGAAAUUGUCACAACGGUUCCAGCAGAGGUGAUGGCGAGAGGAGAAAGAAAAGUUUUGGAGGAAGAAACAACAUCAUACUCAGCAUAUAACACAAGGUCUAAGAUCUCUGCAACAGACGGGGUGAAUGUUUUAGCUAGUGAGCUAAUCAUUAAUGCUAUGGUUCAUGCUUUUGCUAAGCUAGAACGGGGUGUGUUUAAACAUGGCACCCAGCCCCAUCUUUCAGGCCAAACUGUAGAACCACAGCCAUGGGAAGAAGGAAGAUAUUCAAACACACUCUGUAAAGACUCGAUCAACUCCCACGAAGCCAAACCCUUGAGAUGUUGCAGCGAUAAAUCAGAACUGAGACCUAUUACAGAUGACGCCAUAAAAGUGAAAUCAUCGGUAGACACAUUUGCCAAUGACUUUGCAGAAGACGUGCUUCAGCAUUCUGUGUUUGACGCUUCCAGCUUACUGUUUAACUAUAAGCAAUCUCAGAGAGCAGAAUUUGGCCCAGAGAAAGACAUUGAACCAUGGCUAAUCAAAAUGUGUGCUGGGGAAAGUCCUGUCCAGGAACUGCAGUGUGCUCUACUCUGGGCUGCAGUGUCUCACAAAGGGACUAAAGCACUUCAGUUUGAGCUUCCAGACAAAAGCCUUCAACAAAAGCUUGGCAGACUCUCUCGGAGUGCCCGUCUGAAUGGCUGGACGGUGGGUGCGUUGAUGGCUUCUCUCCAUGAGUUUUGUGACGUGCAUCAAGAGACCAGCAGAGGGCUCCAUAAGAGCUCUGAUUCUCUCCUGGAGCAUCUGCAGCACCUGAUUGAUAAUGUGCAUUUAAAUUGAUCUUAAAGCUUUACCCUAGCAGAGCUGAUCAGUGAUCCAUGCAACACCCCCUGAAAUAAAACAUUCGUUCAAAGACAUUCAUCUUCAUCUACACAUCCCAUCUUUCACAUCCCAAACAUUAAUAAAAGGAGACAAAGCCAUAACAAAGCAUAAACAGUUAUAAUCAAUUUCACUCUGACCCAUUGAAAAUGAGCCCCUUAAAGACGGAACAGCUGCAUGCACGCGGUCUGUUUAUACCGUAAUAAGAUUCGCUCUCUCUGUCCAAGCGCUCAAACCACAGCCAUUAUUAGGUAAGCGGAAAUCUGACUACAAAUCAGCUUUGGAAGUUACUACCACCCAUAACACACUGACACAUUCUUGACUAUAAAUCCUGUAUUCUGUAUGUUCCCCUGCUGUUAUUUUUUCAAAAACAUGUCAAGUAUCUAUAAUAAAGUGUGUCUGAAAAUGAUAAACAGUGAAUGCAGUAUUGUUGAAGCUGUUUUAUGAUGGAGCUGCACAGGCCUUUGCGGGGUGUGUAAAAAGCAGGACUAUUUUACUGCAUCCCAUUAAUACUCCCCAAGCACUGAUACCUAACAUGGCAGGAAUGCGCUUUAGCGAAAACCUGCAUCCCACUCACUCCCACUCUUGGCGACCACAGCUUGAAAAUCAGGGACACGCACACAAAAUCACACACACUCAUUCUUUGACCCUCUGUCUCGCUAUAUCAGUCUCCCAGACAUGCUCCUUCUUUCACUUUCUCUCUCUCACGCACACACGCGCAUAUUCUCAUACACAAGGGGGACUGACUUCACAGCUGCAGUGUCAGUGAAGACACAAUGGCUUUCAGUCCAGCCCCGUUAUAAGCAUCUGGAGAAGUGUUUGUUCCAAUGUCUGAGGAACCAUCCCUGCCAAAAAUGAGAGACGGCGAAAAAACGUGCAUAAGGAAAAAAGAUAGCAGGGGAAGAGAGAGAAGGGACGAAGUGAUUGCAACUGAGCUCACACAUAUAGAGUCAAAUGGAUCACAGGAGUUCUGGAAAAUCUCCCAACAGCCCCCACCCUUUUCCAUUUAUUCUCUACAAUGAGAGCCAGACAGAUGUAAAGGAAUUCCUUACACUGAACAGGCCUCAUAGACUUAAUGUACUCAUAUAUUUUCUAUACGUAUCGCUCAAGUCUAGCGAAGCACUGAAGCGCCGCGACUUAAGUCAACAGGGAUGGUGAGCAAUCCUUCGUAUCUGUAUGAUCAAACGGGCCAUGAAGGAGCUGGCGGAGAAGGGAGACUGCAUAAAAGGUGAAAUAAAUUAAAAUAAAACAAGUACAAUACAUUUAACAUGUUUGCUCUGGAGAAUUGGGAUGUGUGUGCAGGUUUAUGGAGUUUUCACUCUUUGUAGGCCCUAUAUCUAUCAUGACUAUAAGGUCAUUGCGUGUAAAACAUGACAUCAGCAACAUGUGAUCAGCAGUUUGUAAUGUGAUACAGUGUGUGUCAGUUUAUAUUAAAGAAAUAGUUCACUUAAAAACCAAAAACUCAUCAUCGUUUACCCACCCUCAUGUUGUUCCAAAUUGGUUUGAGUUGCUCUCUUUCUGCAAAAAAAAAAAAAAAGAAAUUAUGAUUUCCUACAAAAAUUGUUCAGAAGUGUUUCUGUCCGUUUUGAGAUCCCACUGACUUUCAUUACAUGGACAAAACCCUUUAGUUCAUUUUGUCCCAUAACUAAGGGAAAGAAAACAUAUUUUAAUUUAAAGAUAAAAGUUUUUUUUCUCAUGCACUUGAGCACUUACACCAAACUCUGCUUUAUUCUUAUCUAUAUUAAUAAUGUUUUUAUUAUUUUUAAUAGCAUAGUUUUUAACCACUAUGUGUCUUACUUUUCAGAUUCAAAUGAGAACAGUCUACCUUUUAUGUAACUGACUUUACAAAGUCAAGACCAGUCUUGAAAAAAUGUAAUGAGGAAAUAUUAAAACCAUAAAGCAGUUAAUUCAA
This is a messenger RNA of Carassius carassius (crucian carp), 4052 nucleotides long. RefSeq lists its product as uncharacterized. Gene Ontology annotation, biological process: intracellular protein localization. Gene Ontology annotation, cellular component: cytoplasm. Gene Ontology annotation, molecular function: protein kinase A binding. The transcript is spliced from 4 exons. Lineage: Eukaryota; Metazoa; Chordata; Actinopteri; Cypriniformes; Cyprinidae. The record is from RefSeq and is a predicted model, not a curated record. The coding region runs from base 290 to 2101 and encodes 603 amino acids.